AUGCCAUCCUUCACCAGCGAAACCACUCUGGGAUACCUUUUUUCACCAAUCGCAUGGCUGUUUGUGUCGUGUACAAUCACCGCAUUGGUCAUCUUGACUCUGUUACCCUUCAUUCUCUUCCAUGAUGAUAUCCAACAGCUCGAUGACUACAACUGGAGCAAGAAGAAGCGACGCGACUUGCUUCUAUCCGACCCCAUUUUGCUCAGAGAUACCAAAGAAAGCACCGAGAAGACCAAAGAUAGUGCCGAGAAGACCAAAGAUAGCGCCGAGAAGACCAAAGAUAGCGCCAGCGACGAUUCUGCGCUGAAAAGCGACUGCGACUCGAUAGACACAUGCACCGCGGUGUCAGCACCCAUGCUGCAGUCUCUCUUCCACAGACUCGUUGUCCAAAACAAGUGGAGAGAGGCCGGAUACGUGGCCGAUCACGUGUAUAAGCUGGUACGUGCCAAACUGCUACUGACGAACCUCGGAGUCGACGGACUACGUCUGCUGGAAGACGUCAUUAGAGGAUACCCGCCUGGAGUGGAGAAUCACGUGACUGCAGUCUUCCACACGCUGGCAGAUGUGAUUAUCGGAAAGUAUCCUGGGUCUGCUGAGGAGCCUGCUUCUUCACGAGGCAUCCUUGGACGGUGGUGUAUGCAGGUCAUGACGUCGUUGAUCACGCAUGUGGCCACCGUUUCUCGCUCCGACAUUGUUCGUAUGCUGUGCAAGCGGUAUUUCCAGGACCAUGUUGCUUCUCUUCAGAUUUGGACCUUCAAGAGCGUUUCUGUGUUUCUUGUGCACUGUCUCAAGACUAGACAUAACUUGAAAACUCCCGAGAACGAGAGCAUCCAGCUUCUGUUGAGAGAGGGCAUGACUUCAAGGAACAAGCUGGUGACCAAGGCUGCUCAGGACUGUCUCACUCACUACACUUUGGUCGAUUCAGAGGCUGGCGACAAGUUGCGGUAUCAGAUUGGAGCGAACUUGUAA
Yarrowia lipolytica CLIB122 is the source of this 969-nucleotide messenger RNA. RefSeq lists its product as uncharacterized. The record is from RefSeq and is a predicted model, not a curated record. NCBI's taxonomy places the organism in Eukaryota, Fungi, Ascomycota, Dipodascomycetes, Dipodascales.